Penicillium griseofulvum is the source of this 1590-nucleotide messenger RNA. RefSeq lists its product as uncharacterized. Gene Ontology annotation, cellular component: membrane. Bases 1 to 1590 code for a protein of 529 amino acids. The transcript is spliced from 4 exons. The record is from RefSeq and is a predicted model, not a curated record. Lineage: Eukaryota; Fungi; Ascomycota; Eurotiomycetes; Eurotiales; Aspergillaceae. Gene Ontology annotation, molecular function: carbohydrate:proton symporter activity. Gene Ontology annotation, biological process: transmembrane transport; carbohydrate transport.
AUGCGAUGGAUCAUACGAUGGUCGACCAAUCCCUAUUGCGCUUUGGUCAUUAUUGUCAUUGCGUGUGGCGGGAUUCCGAAGGUGACGUUUGCUAAUUACGCAUUGUCCUCAAUAGGUUAUGAUGAGGGUGGCUAUAGUGCUAGCGUCUCCCUCCCCUCCUUCACGUCCGAGUACAAUCUCGCCAACCACUUGAGCGACACGGAGCUAGCCAACCGGAAAGCGAACAUCACCUCCUUCAACGUCCUCGGCGCAGCACUUGGAGCCCUAAUAGCCCUCGAUCUCAAUGAUCGACUCGGACGCUUGGUGACGUGGCGUCUAUCAUGUAUCGUCUGGGCAAUAGGGACAUUGAUCCAGGUAUUCGCAUCCGGUAUAUACGGACUGCUCUUGUUUAGUCGAAUAUGGGGCGGGUUAGGCGCGGGCGCUCUAACUGUGACCGCACCAAUGUAUUUAGCCGAAAUAGCCCCUGCUAAGACAAGAGGCCUGGUCGUCGGGAUAUACAUGGUAAUCUUACUGACCUUCUUAGCCAUGGGAUUCUUUAUCAACUAUGGCGCCAGGGUCCACAUGGCGAUCACGCGAACCCAAUACCGCCUAGUUCAGGCUGUGCCCUUAAUCCCUGUCGGGAUCGCAUAUGGUCUAUCGUACCUUUGUCCCGAGACUCCACGGUAUCUCGUAUCGAAACAGCUUCACCAGCAAGCACUAGAGGCUCUAGCACGGCUACGUGGCCGGGCGAUCGAUGAUCCCGAAAUCGCAAAGGAGUUCACAACUAUCGAUGCACGAGAGCGAGAACGAACAGACUUAGCAUCUGUCUCUCAUUGGACUAUAUUCAAGGAGACCCAAACGAACCCGAACUACAGACAGCGCUUCUGGCUGCUACUUACUAUGCAAACUAUUGCUCAGUGGACCGGCGGGAACGGUAUCACAUACUACGUAACAAGCAUAUUCCAGUACGCCGGCGUCCGCGGAGAUGCAACAUCCCUCGUAUCCUCCGGCGCAUACGGGAUCGUCAAAUUAAUCUUCACAAUGGCCUUCACAUGGGGUCUAAUCGACCUCCUCGGUCGACGUCGCUGCACACUCGCCGGACUAAGUAUGCAGCUUGGAGCCCACAUCUACAUGGGUAUAUACAUGGGUCUGCGUCCAGAGUCGGCAGACAACAAAGACGCCUCCAAUGCAGCCGUCGCUUCAGUGUUUGUUUACGCUGUCGGAUGGUCCAUCGGUCUCUGUACAGUGCCCUACCUGUACGGCACGGAGAUCUUCCCAACACGCAUCCGAAACCUCAGUUAUGCGAUUAGUAUGGGACUGCACUGGUUUUUCCAGUUCGCCGUUGUGCGAGUUACAGCGAAUAUGUUCGUCUCGCUUGAUGUCUGGGGUGCCUAUCUCUUCUGGGCGCUUAUUUGCUUUUCUGGGCUGAUUAUCCUUGGGGUUUGGAUGCCUGAGACGAAGGGGGUGCCUAUUGAGCGGAUGGGGGAUUUGUUUGAUGGGCCGUGGUAUCUGCGAUGGCGGGCUACGCCGAGGGAAUGGGAUGUUUCGACUGAUAUGGCGCGACAUGAGUUGAAGGAUGGUCGGGUCUUGAAGGAUGGUUUGGUUUUGUGA